AUGGGAGUAGACUAUCCAACUAUCAUUUUGUCAAGCCUCUGUGCUAUUGGUGGCCUAAUGGGAUAUUUUCGCAAAAACUCAUUGCCAUCAUUACUUGGAGGAUUGGGUGUAUCAGCAUUGUACGCAAUUGCCGGUUACAUCAUAAACCUGAAUGGCAGAUAUGGAGUUGAAUUGGCAUUAGCGGCCAGUAUUUUAUUAUUGCUUGCAGGGUUAUCAAGAUCCAUUACUACAAACUUUCAAAAACCAGUUCCACUUUUAUUGUUGGCAUUGGGAAUUUUAUCGGGUGGGAUAUAUUUUAAGAAAUUAGGAAAGGUUCAAAGAGUUGCUAGAUGA
This is a messenger RNA of Lodderomyces theae, 333 nucleotides long. Its product is annotated as TMEM14 family protein. Lineage: Eukaryota; Fungi; Ascomycota; Pichiomycetes; Serinales; Debaryomycetaceae. The transcript has a single exon. The coding region runs from base 1 to 333 and encodes 110 amino acids. Gene Ontology annotation, cellular component: membrane. The record is from RefSeq and is a predicted model, not a curated record.